Triticum turgidum subsp. durum (durum wheat) is the source of this 498-nucleotide messenger RNA. The record is from the annotation of a GenBank genome assembly. NCBI's taxonomy places the organism in Eukaryota, Viridiplantae, Streptophyta, Magnoliopsida, Poales, Poaceae.
AUGUACGUCGUGAAGCAGGACGGGCGGACGGAGACGGUGCACUUCAACAAGAUCAUGGUGCGGCUCAAGAAACUCAGCUAUGGGCACUUCGACAAGAGCACUAUGACCCGUGCUCGUCGCGCAGAAGGUCUGCGUAGAAGGUCUGCGUCAGGGUAUACAUGGGUGUCACCACCAGCCAGCUCGACGAGCUCGCCGCCGAGACCGCCGCCGCACUCACCGCCUCCCAGCCUGACUAUGCCUCUGUACGUUCCCUCUUUCGAUUUGUCUCUCCCCUUUUGGUUCGUUCCGUUCCGUUCCCCCCUCACGGCGCCCGUGUUCGUGUCUCCUGCCCUGACGUAUGUGAGUGUGUGGUUCUUCUGCAGCUUGCGGCGAGGAUUGUUGUGUCCAACCUGCCGCCAAGUGGAAAUAGUCUGUGUGGCGCUCGUAAAUAAAGAGCAUUCUUGUAGAAAGGUACAAGAAAGAAUAGGGAAACUUCUGUCAUUUUCUUUGGUCUCUUAA